AUGGAGGCUUUAGAGAAAAUAAUCGCACGAGAAGGUUCUGCUGAUACUUUAGAACCUCAAGUAUACUUCUAUAGCCUCGGCAUUAAAUACGGAAGUUACCCCCGACUCCGAACCAACUUCAAACUAUUUGCAGUUGCCAGCCUAGGAAAAGAAAAUGAGAUAUCAUCCAUCCAGUUUGAAGGCGUGAUGCGUUGUUUACACAACAAAAAGUGCGUGCCCAGAUCUAUGAACGCCCACCAAAGACCUCGUGAAGUCAUUCUUCGCAUUAGAGUGGUUCGUGUUUGCCCAGGUCAGCACGAAAGGUGGCCAUCAGUAAGCUAA
This is a messenger RNA of Nezara viridula (southern green stink bug), 321 nucleotides long. NCBI's taxonomy places the organism in Eukaryota, Metazoa, Arthropoda, Insecta, Hemiptera, Pentatomidae. The record is from the annotation of a GenBank genome assembly.